UAGUUUAUCAGAAUCAGAAGGAAAAUAGGAGUUUAUUCGAAAAACAAGAAAAGUAGUGAUCACAGACGUUGUAUCCGUCCCACUAGUUGGUAAAUACAAUUAAUUUAAAAGUAAGCUUUUCUCUGAUCCGCAAGCCAAAGGCUAUGGCACUUACAGGAACUAACCAAACGCCAAUGACCAAAGAUGAUGACCGUAAUAAGCUUCACAUAGCUAUGUUUCCGUGGCUGGCAUUCGGUCACAUACUCCCAUACUUAGAGCUUGCCAAGCUCUUUGCCCAAAAGGGUCAUCAAAUCUCUUUCAUAUCAACCCCAAGAAACAUCCAAAGCCUUCCAAAGCUCGCUCCAAACCUAUCACCGUUGAUAAACUUGGUCAAGCUUCCAUUGCCAUCUUCGGGGUUUAAUCUCCCAAUCGAAGCCGAAUCAACCUCAGACUUGCCGAUUGAAAAAGUCCUAAUCCUCAAGAAAGCACACGACGCUCUCCGAGAUUCCCUCUCCGAUCUUCUCCGGUCUUCCAAACCGGACUGGCUCCUCUUCGAUUUCGCGGCAUAUUGGGUACCCGAUAUGGCCCGCAGUAUCGGCCUCCAAAACGCCUACUUCAGUAUCUUCAACGCUGCCUGUUUGGGAUAUUUGGGGACUGAGUUUCCCAAUUACCGGACUGAACCGGAAGAUUUCAUCGUACCCCCGAAGUGGGUCCCUUUCCCUUCCACCGUGGCGUACCGGAAAUUUGAAGUUUCGAAAUUCUUAAAGGUGUUAACUGGUAACGAUGACGAUAUCUCGUUCCUCUACCGUAUCAUCCAAACGCUCAGAGGUUGCGACGUGGUGGCAGUAAGAAGCUGUUGGGAGUUGGAAACUGAAUGGCUAAGCCUCAUGGCAGAUCUUCUCGGGAAACCUGUUCUUCCCAUCGGUCAACUUGCACCGGCGGUUACAUACGACGACGAAAACGACGACAUCUGGAAGUCGACCAAGCAGUGGCUUGACUUCCAACCAAAACGCUCGGUCGUUUACGUGGCUUUUGGAAGCGAGGCCCUGCCGAAUCAAGACGAACUCACCGAGAUAGCUCAUGGCUUAGAGAUAUCAGGGUUUCCUUUCUUCUGGGUUUUAAAGACCCGACCUGACUCAGCCGAGCUUCCGACCGGGUUUGAGGAGAGAACCAGGGAACGAGGAAUCGUUUGCACGAGUUGGGCUCCUCAGCUGAAGAUUUUGGCUCACGACUCAAUAGGCGGAUUCUUGAGUCACUCCGGGUGGAGCUCGGUGGUGGAAGCUCUUCAGUUUGGAAUACCUCUCUUGCUGUUGGCUUUUAUUAACGAUCAGGGUUUGAAUGCAAAACUUUUGGAUGAGAAUAUGAUAGGGUAUAUGGUGCCGAGGGAUGAAAACGACGGGUCGUUUACGAGAGAAUCGGUGGCAGAGUCAGUGAAGUUGGUGGUGGAGAAAGAAGAGGGGAAGGUGUAUAGAGAGAAGGCUAAGGAGAUGAGCCCGGUGUUCGGAGAUAGGGAAGUUCAAAGCAAGUACGUGGAUGAGUUUCUUGCGUUCCUUAAGGAAUAUCGUACAAAAAGCUCCAAGGAAGAAGAAAACACCAGUUGAUUACCGGCGGGGACAUGGUGAGAGAAAACUAAUUAAUUAAUAAUGCGAAUUCAUAUAACUGUUACUAUGCUAUCAGUAUAUGCACUAUUGCUAUGUGUUGAGUACGUACUAUGGGUUUUUAUGUUGUGUAUGUAGUACUAGCUUUGGUACAUGAUCCAAAUAAGGAUAAAGUAAAUAUAUCAUAUUACAAAUUUGACACUCU
Molecule: messenger RNA, 1782 nt
Organism: Humulus lupulus (European hop)
Lineage: Eukaryota; Viridiplantae; Streptophyta; Magnoliopsida; Rosales; Cannabaceae
Product: UDP-glycosyltransferase 91A1-like
Exons: 1
Coding region: 144-1580 (478 amino acids)
Molecular function (GO): UDP-glycosyltransferase activity
Source: RefSeq, a predicted model, not a curated record